Molecule: messenger RNA, 3063 nt
Organism: Triplophysa rosa
Lineage: Eukaryota; Metazoa; Chordata; Actinopteri; Cypriniformes; Nemacheilidae
Product: period circadian protein homolog 2-like
Exons: 3
Coding region: 1527-1853 (108 amino acids)
Biological process (GO): entrainment of circadian clock by photoperiod; negative regulation of transcription by RNA polymerase II; circadian regulation of gene expression
Cellular component (GO): nucleus; cytoplasm
Molecular function (GO): transcription cis-regulatory region binding; transcription corepressor binding
Source: RefSeq, a predicted model, not a curated record
GCGCUCUCUGGCAGCUGGGCAGCGUUCUCCGACGGCUGGGCAGCGCUCUCUGGCAGCUGGGCAGCUAACAAGGACAGAAACAACAAGCAAGACAAGGUGUCGACUUCGACAGGACUGGGUACCAGCUGGGAUGCCGGCAGGAAUCUGUAGCGGGAACAGGACACCGGCAGUCUUGACCCUGGAGGGGAACCCGACGACCACGACCCUGGAAGGGAGCCCGGCGGUCUCGAUCCCGGACGGGGUUCCGGCAGUCUCGACCCUGGAAGGGAGUCCGGCGGUCCAGACUCUGGACUUGAGCCCGGCAGCAUCAACCCUGGAAGGGAGUCCGGCGGCUUCUACCCUGGAGGGGAGUCCGGCAGUAUCGACUCCUCCCGCUGCGAUCCCUCUGUCUGCUGGGUCCUAUUCAGGCUGGAUCAUUCUGUCAUGAUUCUCGGGUGAGACACAAGGACAAAGGUACAGAGGACCCAGACACAGACAGCGGGUAAGGGGUUAACAAGACAUUUAAUAAAAUAUAAAUACAAAACAAAGACCCACGUGGGGGAAAAUAACAAAAGAUAAAAACAGGAACACGGACUAACUAAACUAGACAGGACUAAAAAAUGACAUUUACCAUAUAAACUACAAAAGACUAGACUACACUGACAAGACAUGAACUCACCACAAGCAACACACACACGACAGUACAAUGAUCCAGCACAGGACAGAAAACACAGGGACCUUAUAAAGGGGACAAAUCAAGAGGGAACAGGUGUGGGGCAUGAACUAAUUAACAAUCAAUAAUGAGGAGACGAAAGGGCGGGAACAGAAACGCAACACCGGAGAGUGGAAGACCAACAGGGUCAAAACGCCUCUCUCCACAUAAAACAAGAGGUUCUGUCAUGGUUCUGCCACUAGGUCAAGAAAAGCAAGACAAGAUGGGGCAGAACCAUGACAUAAGAUCAAGUUGAGUACGAAACCAAGUUCGGACCGCAGCAAAGGAGCCCAAUCUGAAAACGGCAGAUGCGUUUCCUCUCUGGAGAAGCGUCCGGUCUUUGCUCUAUCAAAUUCCGCCAUGUAAAUAGCGAAUGAGCCAUGGCGCGAACGCAACUGGCUCUUAAAGGGAAUGAGAGAUGAGACUCUGAUUGGUUUACUGCACGUUUUGCCCAAAAAAUACACAUGAUUCAUUAAGAGAAUCGAGACAAACCGUUUAGACUAUGCGCCGGGAUGCGCCGACCGUUUUCUCGUCGUCAAACUAGCAAAAGUGGAUUCGCACACUCCCUGAGAGCACCUGCGCCGUGCGCUUUAGACCAUGCAUUUAGAUCGUUAAAAUUGGGUCCUACGGUUUGAUUGUCGGACAAAAUGGUGAAUAGCACCAGGGGCCGCAUAACAUCAUCGUUAUGAUUGGUCCGGUCGCCUGUUAAUCAAACUCCAGGCGAAGGGUCAACUGCACUUCUUAAUUGUUUCAUUUAGUCAGUCAUUCUUUCUCACUCACUCACGCUCAUGCUAUUCUUUUUUGCUGUUUUUCAGAGUCAUCAUCUACUGAUCUCAUGCAGGAGAAAUCUUUCUUCUGUCGCAUCAGCGGUGGUAAAGAGAAGGAAGGAGAUCUCCAGUACUAUCCCUUCAGGAUGACUCCGUAUCUGAUGAAGGUCCAGGACGCUGAGCUCUCUGAGGAACAUUUCUGUUGUCUCAUACUAGCGGAGAGAGUUCACUCUGGAUAUGAAGCACCAAGAAUACCACCUGAUAAGAGGAUCUUCACCACAACACAUACACCCAACUGUGUCUUUCAGGAUGUCGAUGAGAGGUUUGUUUGUGUGGAUUGGCAUGACUGUAAAUGCUCAUCUGAACGAAAACAGAUCUCCGAAACUUUUGGUUAAUGAUGAAGACUCCCUUGAGUGUUUUCUUUAAAAUCACAUCUUAAGGUUUUUGCAACUAUAGAGAACAUUGUAAAAUCUUUGGUUUUAACAACAGUUUUGUGUGACGCAUAGCAUCACCCAAGUACAUGUUGCGUGUAUUAGUGUUGUCAAAAAUAUCGAUAUUUCGAUAAGUAUCGAUACUGAAGAAUCUGAAACGGUUCCAAUACCCAUGUCCCACCUAUCGAUAUCAGCUGCGCGUUCCCGCUCUCUUUCUCUUUUCCGACAGUGAGUUAACACACACUGCACGUGAACGCAUAACAACAGAGCCCCGCCUCCUCUCACAUACUUGACUCGUUUGUGGCAGUUAAAUCGUGUUUAUGUUAGAAAAGAUGGCCAGUCUCAGUAACACAUCUGGCGUGGUGCACGCUCGUUACGCUUCCCGUGUUUACCAUAGCGAUCCAUGUAUGUGCGCUGAUCAAUAAUUUUAUCCACUCGUUUCAUUCGCCCUGGUUAUAUGUUGUUUAUGUUAGUACAGAGUCUCCGCAACAGUUCUCAUGUUUAAUGCACGCGUUUCUGUCUUUAUGUGCGCUCAUCAAUGAUUUCAUCCACUCGUCUCGUUCGCUCCGGUUAAUUUGAUGUUUGAAAUAAUGCUGGUGCGGGUAAAGUCUCCGCAACAGUUCUCGCGUGUGAUACACGUUUGCACUUCCAUGUUUACCAUAGCGCUCUAUGUAUGUGAGCUGUUCAAUGAUUUCAUCCACUCGUCUCAUUCGCUCCGGUUAAACGUUGUUAAUGUUAGAAAGAUGUCCAGUGCGGAGUCUCUGCAACAGUUCUUGCGUUUAAGUUUGUGUUUCUGUCUAUAUGUGCGCUGAUCAAUGAUUACAGUAUGGGCCUAUGUGAAUAAAAGCCAAUUUAGCCAAAUAAAAAUUUAGGCUAUUAACUAACAUUAACGAACAAUGAAUGAGCAAUACAUUUGUUCAAGUAUUUAUUAAUCUCUUUUAAAUGUUAGUUAAAAAAUACAACUAUUUAUGUAAGCUCCCCUGUUGAAAAAUCCAGUAUAUGCUGGGUAAGGUAUGUUUUGAUCGAUGCUGGUUUGAUCUUAAACCAGCUAAGAACCAUCUUAAAUCAGCAUAUGACCAUCUGAAACCAGCACAUGAACAGUUUAAACCAGCACAAACCAGCAAACCAGCAUCAAAACAUACCAAACCAGCAUAGGCUGGUUUUUUUAACAGGG